Messenger RNA from Haliotis rufescens (red abalone), 5735 nucleotides. Its product is annotated as transmembrane protein 134-like. The coding region runs from base 20 to 610 and encodes 196 amino acids. The transcript has 7 exons. Lineage: Eukaryota; Metazoa; Mollusca; Gastropoda; Lepetellida; Haliotidae. The record is from RefSeq and is a predicted model, not a curated record.
GGAAGAAUGAUGGAAGAAAAUGACAGCUAGCAGUCCCUACGAUAAGUUGAAUGUAGGCGAAACCGCCGACUCGGACGAUGAAGAUAAGGUCAGGCUGUAUGGCUCAACAAGAGUUUCUGCGCCUUUACAAGGGGCCAAAAUUCGAGACUUAGAAGAAAAUAAAGAGGAAGAGGGCACAGAAAUUCCGUUACAACAUUUUCAGUUUCGUGCACAACAAAAUCCCCUAAUAAGAAGUACUGAGAAAAAGUCUUUCAGACCAGGGGAACUCUUGCCGGGGGGCGUGUCCACCCAUUCUCUCUCCACGUGGUCAAGUGAAACCAUUGUGUCCACGCGGUCAUUCUCAGAUAGUGACAGUUGGCUGAGGCACCCGAAAGUUCGAGAGAAUUGGAGAGUGGUAUUGGGUUCGUUCGUUCUUACCGCAAUUGGUUUAGUAUUGUUUUUUGUUGGCAUUGGAAUUUUGGCAUCACCACAGAGAGGUCUUCACUGUUUGGUCUUUUUCAUCAUCGGUCUGCUGUGUUUUAUACCCGGUGUGUAUCACGUGGUCUACAUCUAUUUCGCUGUCCAGGGCCGCCCCGGCUUCAGUUUCUACAACCUGCCGGUCCUGAAGUAGACAGCAUGGAUGAUGACAGAUACUGCAGUCCACAAGCCUGUGACCACCAUGUGACUAGGACCAGUUUACUCCCCUCGUGGGACUCUGAAUUGGUGAUCUCAGCCUUCAAAUUGACAUGACAGUUAUUACAGGGUGAUCUCUGUCAGAGGUCCCUUGGAUCGAUCGAUUCCAUUAUUGUUUGUUCUGAUGAUGAGGUUGUUGUUAAUAUUUGUUUUCACCGGUGUUCAUUUCAAAUGAAGUAACAAACAUUCAAAAUGUGCAAAAUUGUCGAUAGGGUUGAGUUUUCUUGUCCGAGACUGGUAAAAUUAUUUGUAAAACUGUCAGUUGGGUUUGAAAUUAAAGUGAGUUUGCUUGUCCGAGACGAUUAAACUUAUGUGCAAAAUUGUCCAUAGUUAGUAAGGCAUCUGUUCACGUUAAGGUCUCCUUGGCUGAGAUUGUUAAUGUUAAUAACUGGAAUACUGUUAAAAGCCGCGUUAAACCCAACUCACUAACAUGGCCAGUUGGUGUUGUAAGCCCUGAAACCACUGACACCGCUCAAGGUGUAAAAACGUUGCCAUGCUUGUAAGUGCUAUUAUACGUUAUUAAACAUAACUGGUCAAACAAAUAUCAUAAAAUUUAAGCCCAUGGGCUUGGAAACAUUUCCAUUGUUCCAUUUUUAGGCCCAUGGGCUUAAACUGACCAGGCAUUUAAUGUGCAUUCCUGGUAAGUCUUCACUCACUGUGGUGAAAAUGCACUUUUCAAUGAGACUGAUUCAAGUUUAAAAACCCAAAGAGGUUUAGCUUUCUCUUCUGCUGCUGAUUUCACUGUAACCAUGGUAACAUUUUUCAGAAAAUAAUGACCCCGUCAUUCCACCCCUCUGAUCUUGUAUACACAUGCUCAUGUUAGUUGGUCACUGUGUUUUAUGUUGAAAUGUAUGUUUAACGGUAAUUGGCAGACAGAGUUACGUGUAGAAGGAUUAAAAAAAAUAAAAGAAUUGAUUCUCAGGCAAUGACUUUUGAAAAAAUUGUGCAGGCAGGCAAUGUUUAGGUUUUUUUGGCUUGUGCAAACUAGUAACCAAAUAAACAGUCGUGUGCCAUCAACCUGGGAAAGGGCCAACCUACAUAAACAAGCAUACAAACUCCUAUUGCCGCCAUGACCAUAACACGAGAUGUGCAGUAAAGGGAAGUAACUCUGUGUUAUUUUGUAUCGCAUUGUUAUUAAGUAUUAGGAUUUAAUUUUUUUCUUUAAAAAUGGAAAUAAAACUGAAGCGUGCAGCAGACUUUAUGAUGAUGCAGAUGGUGCCUGAGAACCAAGACUUUUUAUUUUUUUAGCCUAAUUGUAGUUGUUUAACAGACUUCAUCAGACCGAGAACUAUAGUAACACAAGUAAUUUUAGAUUGUUGGUAAAAUGCCUCCCACCUCACAUUUUUUCAAAACUUGGAUGUAAAACAGGUAACCUUUGUCACUUAACAUUUGACUUGGCAGUGUUUGAUUUGGCAUUAAUAAGAGUACCUAUUUAUUACUUUUACUCUUAGACUCUUUUGGUGUUGAGGGUUUAUCUUUGACAGAACAUGUGCCAGAAAGCAGUUUAAACAUUAAGAAUAGCAAUUAAUUACCAAAGAGUAUGUGCAUGUCAUGUGUGGGGAUGAUUGCCACUGUGUCAGGCGCAAUGUACAUGCAAUGUACAAGUAGUAUAAGGUGUCACGUAGGGCUUAUCAGAUGUCAACUGAUGCUGUGUAUUCCCUUUGAUGGCUGGCCAGCUGUUGAUGGGGGAAACACAGGAGCACUGUUGUUGAACUUUGAUGUGUGGAAUUUGUUGUGUCAAACCAUUUGCCCCACCCAGCAAAUUCCUCAAAUUUUAAGAUUAUUUGACCUAUAAACGGCAAAUUGGGUGUCAAAUUUUCAAAUGUCUCAAACUUAUUGUUUUGUUAUGCAAGUACAAAUUUACUUUUUCACUCAAUGUUCAGCAAUCUUUAAUCUGGUAAUGAAGGUCAGGGUUGGCAUUCCCAGCAUGCAACAGAAACUGAAACUAUGUGCAUCAACAUCCAAACAAUAGUUUGUAUUAUUAUCCUUUUUAAUAAGCAGCUUGGGUUGAAUACUCCCCAGGGAGCUGAGAAUGGCAAUCGAGUGCACACUGAUCUAAUGACAGGGAUAACAACAAUAAUGCUGCACUUUAUCAAGCAUGCACCUUUAUUAUUAUUAUUAUUAUUGUUGUUGUUAUUUUCAUCAUCAUCAUUAUUAUUAUUAUUAUUAUUAUUAUCAUUAUUAUUAAUUUAAUAAUCUGUAGUGCAUGUGCAAUAUAACUUUUAUGGUGUUACAAAUGCCUCAAAGAACUGUUUCAGACGCAUUUUCAGACAAGAGCUGGACACGGUGGUGUACAUCUGUAUUUAUCCUUGUAGAGUCUAAAAACAGAAGUGAACGUCAGAGUACCCUGGUAAUAUACUGUUUACAAAAGUGCAUAGAUCUCGAUCAGGUGAUGGAUGGACGAGUCUCUCCACCUGAUGCGGGUGACGUCAACUGUCACACCACAUUUAUUUAUUGGGCCUUAUUAUGUAUUUGUUGGUUUGCAAAACGUUUGGCCUACAUUUGUGUGUAGGUGGUUGCUGAACAUUGUCCUAUAGCAAAGCAACAAAGCAUUGAUGACAAGUCCCAUAUGAGCAUACUCACCUUCAGGCAAUUAUUGAGUCAACAAAUACCUCUGCAAUAUAAUAUACCGGUACAUAUGGACUAAACAAUGGCCAUGAGUUCCUCCAACAAAUUCUUGAAUCAAAGGUUUAACAAAAACACAAACCAAAACAUUUCCAAAAGUGUAUAUUUUGAAACACAGUAUUUAAAAAAAUUCACUUUUGCAGAAAAUGAGUUUUGAUUUAUGUAAACUUGAUAGUAUUGUGUUCUGGCAUUACAAUACCUAUAUAUGAUUUCAUUAAAUCAAAUCUGUAGAAGUUACUUGACCUGGUCAGCUUGUGACUCUCGUCACUGUACUAUUUUAUUUGAGGUUCUAGAAUCCUCACUUUUUUUAUUGAAAUCUUAAUAACAUCUCAGUAACAUGGCAGUGUUCUGUGAGUCAGUCUCGUCAGUCAUUAAACACAUCAGUGUGUUUACAGCAAUAUGACAAUAGUACUUUUGAGGUUUUUCUUUUGAAUUAUAUCGUGUGGUCAGCGAUUCCUUGAUCAACUGAAGACAAGUAUCACUUGAGCUACAUCAAUCUGCUUAAAUGAUUUCUUGGGAUGGUGUUUCGUUACGUUAUUUGUUUCAAAUACAUUAUAUGAAUAUUGAUCAUAACACAUCCUUGUUGCAUCGAUAAGUAGAUACUCUUGAAUCAGCCAUCUUUUCUAUGACAAUUUCAUAAAAAUCAGAUCUUAGUGCUCAUUACCUCUACAAGAAGCAGUAGCGAGCACUCAGAUCUGAUUUAACGAAAUUGUUUCAUGAUUUGUUUAAACUUGAUAACUAAAACUGCGUUCGUAAUAGAAGUAAGUAGAACCUUUCCUUGGUCCCCGUGUUGAUUUUAUAUUGGCAAAUUGAUUAUUUAAUUAGAAAUAAUUAAUGUAUUAUGGUCUUACACGUAUUGUUUUUGAGUUUUUGUGCUCACGGACAUGGAAAUGUUGAAAUAGCUUAAGGAUUCACACAAACUGUCAACCACACAAUUUGUAUUUAUUUUGUUUUGUUUUAUUUUGUUGAAGUUGACAAAUAGUCAUUUGAGAUGUAAAGAAUAUUGGUCAGUCUGAGACUAUCAAGAAUUCCACAAGAUGGGCGCAGUGUAAGAUCAUGUGUGACAGCAGAAUGGAGGGAUUGAACAAUGGACAUAAGGCAGUGUGCCCAUCAUCUAACUGUCUUGACUGAAUACUUGUCAAGCUGCAGUUUGGCGUGAAUGUUCUUUACAAAAGAUCUUACCAUUGUUUGUUCAAAUAUUCUUUGAAAAUAAUUUCAGACAUUUGUAGACCACACUUAAUGACUUUACAAUUAUGUGUCCAUCCCUUGUCAUGAUGUGUAAUGUGAAUAGCAGACGUCACAGAAGAAAGGGAGAUAACUUCGUGUACUUCCUGUUUCACACUUCCUGUGCUACCCUGAAUUACAAAAGUUACAAUCACUCAUUACAAUCACUAAUUUUACCUCCAAGUUACAAAACAUGCAGAUCACUGCAGCCAUUUUGUGAAAGUACUAGUGGUCCAUGGGUGACUAUUUAUUCAACAUCAUGUGCUGAUGAACAUGUUGCUUGGUUGUGGAUGAAUUGUAUAUUAUUACUGUAUUCGACAUAAUAAGCGCCUAGGGUGCUCUCAAAAUUUGAAAUAGGGGGCUCUUGUUAGAAUAUUAUUUUGGUGAAAUAAAACAGAGUUGAAAGAUCUAAAAUUUCGUGGUUUAUGCUGACAGCCUGAAAUGUUUAUAUACAACAGAUAUAUCUUUCCAGAAUGUAAUUGCACAUAAUUAAGGGUGCAUAUAACACAAGACUGCGUAUUAUAGACGAAUAAGUAAGUCUUGUGUACAUUGAUCAAUCGGAAGGGGUGCUAACUGGGAUUGUUCACACGCCAAUAUAUUAGCAAUAAUAUUAGUGCAGGGCGCUUAUUAUGUCGAAUACGGUCAUCAUUCAUUUCACUGAUUGUUGUACUUACUAUGGUAUACCUCCGUUAGUGUUGAAUAAUGCACCAUUACUACACGCAAAGUUGAGAUUAUGUAUAUUGUACCUUUGUGUAUCUUGCUUUAUUUAUGUUGCAGCAUUAACCAAAAAACACUAGCCUACUAGACUGUGUCAAGUAACAUUUCUAAAGGGCUAGUGAAAUGUGAAGGUCGCUUGCAUUACUAGUUUGUUGAUCUUGAUUUUAUGUUCUAGUUGACGACAAAUUUGGUGCAAAUUCUUUUCACAUAGCUGUUUUCAUUGCACACUUUUCACAGAUUAGAUCAAAUAUAUUUUCAACAAAACCAAAAUAUAAAUGCAGGGUUAGCUUUUCAGGACUAGAAAAUGUUUCAGACGACUAGCCAACUUGGCUAUUGUAGUUUUGUGUUAGUUUCUUUUUUGUAAUCAUUCCAGGGGGCACAGGUGGCCCAGUCGUCUAAGGCGCCGCGAUUCCUUGUGCAGAGUUGCGUCCCUUGGGCACGCAGGAAACCUAUGAUUGUGGGUUCGAAUCUCGGUUCGCCCCGAUUAUGUUUCUAGG